Messenger RNA from Aureobasidium musti, 2001 nucleotides. Lineage: Eukaryota; Fungi; Ascomycota; Dothideomycetes; Dothideales; Saccotheciaceae. The record is from the annotation of a GenBank genome assembly.
AUGAAGGCUCAAACAGCAUUGGCCGGCCUGGUGUCGGUCGCCGCCCUCCUCCCUGAAGUCUCGGCCGAAGUUGUUGUUAUUCGCAACCCCUCUGUUGAGCAGGCCGCCGCAGAGGCUCUUGCUGUUCCUCUUGUUGCCCUCAAGCGUGCAGCACCUGAAGCUCCGAACGGAUACGUCCCUACACAUGUCGACUGCCCUUCGGACCGCCCUGUUAUUCGCGAAGCAUCCUCUAUUUCCAACAACGAGACAGAAUGGCUCUAUGUACGAAGGAACAACACCGUUUCCGCUAUGAGAGAUCUGCUUGGUCGCAUGAACAUUACUGGACUCGACACAAAUUCAUACAUCGAUAGCGCGGCAAACAAUGUCAGCGCUCUCCCCAAUAUUGCUAUUGCUGGAUCAGGUGGUGGUUACCGCGCUCUGAUGAACUACGCUGGUGCUGUGUCUGCUUUCGACAACCGCACUGCCAACUCUACUGGAGCAGGCCAGAUUGGUGGCCUCCUUCAAGCUUCCACAUACCUCGCUGGUCUGUCAGGUGGUUCGUGGUUGGUGGGAAGUUUGUUUAUGAACAACUUUAGCUCAGUUGAGAACAUCCUCAGUCAAGACACAUCUGGCAGCAACAGCGGAGGCACAUGGCAGUUUGAACAGACCAUCCUUGAUGGUCCUUCAGAGAGCGGUCUUUCGAUCCUGAACACCGCCGAAUAUCUUCACGAUAUCUACGACACUGUUCAAGACAAGAACGCUGCUGGUUAUGAGACUACCAUCACCGACUACUGGGGUCGUGCUCUUUCAUACCAAUUGAUCAAUGCCAGCAUGGGAGGUCCUGCUUACACUUUCUCAUCGAUUGCCGACUCUGAUCAGUUCAGGGCUGGUGACACCCCCAUGCCCAUCUUCGUCGCUGAUGGCCGUGCCAGAGGUCAAGNNCUCGUCAUUGACGGUAAUGCUACCGUCUACGAGAUGAACCCUUGGGAACUUGGUUCCUUUGACCCUACCACCUAUGCAUUCGCUCCCAUGCGCUACCUUGGAUCCAACUUCUCCGAUGGUGUGGUUGUAGAAGGCGACAUGCAGUGUGUCCGUGGUUUCGAUAAUGCUGGUUACAUCAUGGGCACAUCCAGUUCUCUGUUCAACCAAGCUUUCCUCCAGGUUAAUGGUUCUACUGGUCUGAUCAAUGAGGCUAUCACUAAGGUCCUGGCCAACAUUGGUCAGGAUAACGACGACAUUGCUAACUACCCCAACCCCUUCUUCGGCUUCAACAACGCUACCAGCCGUAUUGCCAACACUGAUCAGCUCACUCUUGUCGAUGGUGGUGAAGAUUUGCAAAACAUUCCUUUCCACCCUCUCAUCCAACCCGAGAGAAAUGUUGAUGUUAUCUUCGCCAUUGACUCGUCUGCCGAUACUACUGCCGGCAAUGGUGGUGCCAACUGGCCCAAUGGUACUUCUCUCGUUGCUACCUACCAGCGUACCUUCCUGCCCAUCGCCAAUGGCACUUCCUUCCCUUCUAUCCCUGAUCAGCAGACCUUUGUCAACCUCGGCUUGAACUACCGUCCUACAUUCUUCGGCUGUAAUUCUAGCAACACAACUCACAUGACCCCUCUGAUCGUCUACCUUCCCAACUCCCNNCCUUACGUCUACCACAGCAACGUCAGUACCUUCGAUUUGCAGUACAACGAUACCGAGCGCAACUACAUUAUCGAAAACGGCUACAAUGCCGUCACUAUGGGCAACGGCACUUUGGACGCAGAAUGGCCCACCUGUGUCGGCUGUGCCAUCCUCAGCCGCUCGCUCGAGCGCACCAACACCGAAGUCCCCGAAGUCUGCAACCAGUGCUUCCAGCGCUACUGCUGGGACGGCACUGUCGACUCGACUGUAAACACCACCUACAACCCGGCGUACAAGCUGCCCAAGAACGACGUGCUCAGCUUCAAGAACAGCGGCUUUGCAGGCGCUGUGCCUUCAUUGGCAUUUGCGGUUUCUGCUGUUGCUGCUGUGUUGAUGGUCGUUUAG